Messenger RNA from Cornus florida, 1276 nucleotides. RefSeq names its product purine permease 3-like. The coding region runs from base 65 to 1144 and encodes 359 amino acids. The transcript is spliced from 2 exons. The record is from RefSeq and is a predicted model, not a curated record. Gene Ontology annotation, molecular function: purine nucleoside transmembrane transporter activity. Gene Ontology annotation, cellular component: membrane. Lineage: Eukaryota; Viridiplantae; Streptophyta; Magnoliopsida; Cornales; Cornaceae.
UCUAUUUAAAAGUUGCUCCCCAGCCCACAGAAGGGGAGAGAGAGAGAGCCACCAAUUUCUCAACAUGGAGGCUUAUACUAGCACCGGAAUGAAGAAGGCCCUCCUGCUCCUGAAUUGCAUCCUACUCGCCAUCGGCAACUGUGGCGGUCCGUUGAUCAUGCGCCUCUACUUCACCAAAGGCGGCAAAAGAGUAUGGCUAUCGAGCUGGCUAGAGACCGCCGGUUGGCCUAUCAUGUUCAUCCCCAUCAUCAUCAACUACAUCCACCGCCGCGCCAAGGAUAGCUCCACAACCACCAAGCUCUUCUUCAUGAAACCUCGUUUGUUCAUCGCCUCUGCCGUCAUCGGCAUCCUCACCGGAGCUGAUGACUACUUAUACGCCUACGGUGUGGCUCGCCUGCCUGUUUCAACAUCGGCUCUAAUCAUUGCCACCCAGCUGGCCUUCACAGCAGGCUUUGCCUAUCUUCUUGUUAAGCAAAAGUUUACUUCCUACUCGAUAAACGCAGUGGUUUUGCUGAGUGUUGGAGCUGGAGUUUUGGCCCUCCACACCAGCAGUGACCGUCCAAAUGGUGAGUCCGAUAAGCAGUAUUAUCUGGGGUUUUUCAUGACACUUGUUGCUGCGGCGCUAUACGGUUUCAUCCUACCGCUGGUGGAGCUGACAUACAAGAAGGCAAAGCAGGCAAUUAGCUACACACUGGUGAUGGAGAUUCAGAUGGUCAUGUGUUUUUUUGCUACUGCUUUCUGCACCGUAGGCAUGCUGUUUAACAAUGACUUCAAGGUAAUUCCAAGGGAAGCAAGAGAGUAUGAACUCGGUGAAGCAAAGUAUUAUGUGGUACUGGUAUUCAGUGCCAUACUUUGGCAGGGUUUCUUCUUGGGAGCAAUAGGAGUCAUCUUCUGUGCUUCAUCUUUGUUUUCUGGAAUUCUAAUUGCUGUUCUACUCCCAGCUACAGAGACAUUAGCUGUGGUAUUCUACCACGAAAAAUUUAAGGCCGAAAAAGGGGUCGCCCUGGUCCUCUCUCUUUGGGGAUUUGUUUCUUACUUCUAUGGUGCGAUAAAGCAUAGUAAGAAAAGAAGUCAAACUCGAUCUCAGGCUCAGCAAAUAGACAUGACUCAAAAAAUAGAGAUGACUCAAAUUGGAACUCCAUAAACAUGAUUGUUUGAUUAUAAGCCCGGUAAACGGGAGGGUUGAGUCAGGUUUGGAUCAGGUCAAAUAUGGACGGAUGAGAUAUCGGUUGUAACAAUCUAUAUAUAAGAAUUACUGCUAGUAUCCUUAUCAUAA